UGCACACGUGGUCAGGAUUCGUCUCCAGUAUAGUCGCUCGACUGAAUGUCUGGAGUUGAAGGUCCACUGCGGUGGCACCGGAUCUCAACCUGCUGUGGGGGAGCGAAGCAGUCUCCCGUACCUCUGAGUACCCGAGGCGCAGCGUGUGGUCAGCCCUACACUCUCACAUACAGUCAGUCUCAGGCUGCAAGUGUAUCGUCAGUCACAUAUAACAAUGGACAAACAGCUACAAUGACCUUCCCGAAAAGGAGACUCUCUCUCAGUGACGUACCCCGUCGUCAGGGCUGCACGUUCCUCCUGGGGGAGAUACACUACCAUGCUGGCAUCACAGGGGACACAGGCUCCGAACACUGGCUGGAACACACAGGAUACGGGGCCGAGGUCCAUCUGGUGCACUACAACAGGAAGUAUAGCGGUAUAGUGGAGGCGACGUCAAAACCGGAUGGACUUGCCGUUAUUGCUAUCCUUAUACAGAAAGCAAGAACAUCACCAAACAGCGAGUUAAGAAGAUAUGUCUGCUUGGUGUCGAGGUUAAAGGCAAACGGUCGCUUCCAUUGUACUACACAAACUACUUGA
Molecule: messenger RNA, 576 nt
Organism: Haliotis rufescens (red abalone)
Lineage: Eukaryota; Metazoa; Mollusca; Gastropoda; Lepetellida; Haliotidae
Product: carbonic anhydrase 2-like
Exons: 6
Coding region: 46-576 (176 amino acids)
Molecular function (GO): carbonate dehydratase activity; zinc ion binding
Source: RefSeq, a predicted model, not a curated record